This is a messenger RNA of Moesziomyces aphidis, 1674 nucleotides long. The record is from the annotation of a GenBank genome assembly. Lineage: Eukaryota; Fungi; Basidiomycota; Ustilaginomycetes; Ustilaginales; Ustilaginaceae.
AUGGUCAAGAGCAAGCUUACUCUUCAAGCGGCGGUGCUGGGUGCGAUUGUCCUGGCGUACGAUGCCACGCUCGUACACGCUUCACCCGUCGACAGGCGCGGCGAGUCAUGCGAGCCGCAAGUGCACCUUCUCUCACCACCUGCGCGUGGAGCAGCGGGGGCAUCGAUCGCGCACACGUCGUCGUUUGCAUCCUUCUCGUUCGAGCCUGCAUUCUGGGUCGAGUUCUUUGGCACCUACGCCUCGCCCAACCCGCUCACCUUUUCGCUGCUCGACCGCAUCUACGAACGCGGUGGUCGACCCAUCAUUCGGCCAGGAGGCAUCACGAUGGACUCGAUGAUCUUCGAUGCCAAUGCCACCGACCCCGUACGUGACACGAGUCCCUCAGGUGGCGUUUACCGCACCACCGUCGGGCCCGAAUACUACAAGUCGUGGAGCCAUUUUCCCGAGGAACUGCGGUUUGUAUCGACGCUCAACUUUGGCAAUGACAGCCUCGAUAUCGCGCGUGGGCUGGCAGAGGCGUCGGUCAAGUACCAGCCUCGACGCGUCGAGUAUCUGGAGCUGGGCAACGAGCCUACCAACUAUCCGUCGGCUAGAUGGGGCAAUUCGACCGCGGCGUAUGUGGCGCAGUGGAAGGACUGGACACGGAGCAUCGAUGCGGCUGUCAACACCACGCUUUCAACCGCAAGAGUGGCGGGAGAGGUGGCGCUGGCGGGCAAGAGGAGGUGGUGGGCAAGUUCAGCGACCACGGACAAGUCGGGGUUGAACGUUCGACCUGUCGACGUGAUUCCGGCGGGGAUUGAUGGAGAGGGGAGUGUGGCGCAGUACUCGAUCCAUUCUUAUCCGUUUGCGACGUGCGAUCCUGCACGUGCGGCGGUGGCAACGCUGCCGAAUCUGCUCAACCAUACGCGGUUGAGCGCGUACGCGGAUGACGAGAUCAUGCCCUCGGCCCAAGCUGCGCUCGACAGUGGGAGCGAGUGGAUCAUUGGCGAGUUCAACUCGGUCGCAUGUUCGGGUCAGCCCAAUGUCACCGAUACCUUUGCCCAGGCGCUGUGGGUGGUCGAUUCCGAACUCAUCUACGCCGUGCGAAACGCCUCCUCUGUCCACCUGCAUCAGGGAGCCACCUUGGUGUUUCAGUCGAGUCAACAGACCAACUCGGCUGCCGAUGAUGGCAAACCCGGCUUCUCGACGUACGACUUUGUCUACCCCGUCAACUCGACCAAGCGCGGAGAGGCACGUGCCCUACCCUCGUUUGUGGCCCAACUCUUCCUCGCCGAAACCUUUGCUGAGCCCGUUCGAGCCGCAGAAAUCCCGCCUCCCAACGGUGUCAACCCCGACUCGUUUGCAGCUUAUGCUCUCUACCAUCCGCAAUCGGGAAAGCUCUCCAAACUCGCCCUGCUCAAUCUGGAACCAAUGUACAACGCCACCGCCGAGAUCAGCCUGGAUCUUUCAGCCCUCAUCCCGCCCGGCGCCAGGCCAGCAGUCAAGCGCAUGACCGCCCCGACUGUCAACGAAGCCGACUCGGACAGAGUCACCUGGGCAGGCCAGUCCUACACCACCGGCCACCCGCACGGCCAUCUGCACAUCGAAUCGCUCCCCUCGCCUGCCCACUUCAAACUGCGAAAUAGCCAAGCAGCACUCAUCCUCAUCGACCCCUCCUCGGCCUACUCGUCCUAG